This is a messenger RNA of Tetrahymena thermophila SB210, 1353 nucleotides long. Its product is annotated as eukaryotic aspartyl protease. Gene Ontology annotation, molecular function: aspartic-type endopeptidase activity. The record is from RefSeq and is a predicted model, not a curated record. NCBI's taxonomy places the organism in Eukaryota, Ciliophora, Oligohymenophorea, Hymenostomatida, Tetrahymenidae. Gene Ontology annotation, biological process: proteolysis. The transcript has 4 exons.
AUGAUAAGCUGUUUAAAUAUUUUACUGCUAUUUUUUACUGUUUUUUGCUAAGCUAAUCUAAUUAAAGUUCCUUUGAGAAGAGAAACUCAAAGCUAAAACUAAAAUUUCCUAUCUGGUAUAUUUAACUCUCAUCUUGAUUAAAAUAUAGUAUCAUCUUAUGCAUACAAUAAUUAGACCCUUUAACAUGCAAAGCUAAAAAAUAAUGAUAAAUAGUUAUACACUGGAUAGAUUCUUUUAGGAUAGUAAAAGAAAAGUUUUACCCUUGCAAUUGAUACAAGCUCUGACAAAAUAAUGAUUCCAAGCAAAUUUUGUUUAGACUAAAAUAAUUGCAAAGGUUUUAAAGAUUCUUAUGAUUGUCAAAUUUCUGAUGGAUGUUCUGUUACAAACAGCAAAGACACAUUAAACUAUUUAAAUGGCUAUGUAUCUGGUACAUAUGUGGAUGCUUUAGUGUGUUUUGGUGAUCUAUAAAAUGUGAAUCAAAAAAUUUUACUUUUCGACUCAACAAAUAAAUUUUAGAGCGAAUAUUCUAAUGGCAUUUUAGGGUUGGGAGUACAAAAUAAUUUGAAUGAAUAAUCUAAUUCGUUUGUCUCUAGCCUUUAUAAACUAGGAUUGAUCAAAGAAAACAUGUUUUCUUUAUACUUAGGGUAUAAAUAUUAAGAUUCUGAGUUAAUUUUGGGAGGCUAUGAUUUAAAAAAUAUUGUUUAAAAUGCUAGAAUAAGUAAUCAUAAAUUAGCUCAAGUUACUAAUUAAAAUUCACAGAAAUGGGCAAUAAAUGUAGAUAAAUUUGAGCUUAAUACAUUUAAGUUUACAUAUAAUAGUACUAAACAAGUAGCAUUAAUAGAUUCUAGCUUUCCUUUUAUAGCUAUAGAUUAAUACAUGUACGAAUAACUAUAUCGCUUUUUGCUUCUCAAAGGUGCAUAUUUAAGCAAUAACGAACUUAGGAUCGACUGUAAAACUAAUAUAGGCAGUAUGUUAUUUUAUAUGUAAGAUUCAGGGUAAGUUUAAAGAGAAUAUGAUCUCCCAUUCUCUUUUUAUACUUCCAACUCAACUUUUGACUGUAAAAUUUUGAUAUAGCCUUUCUCUAGUAAUGAUAAUGUUGCUUUUGUGUUAGGAGGUCCAUUUUUAAGAAGAUUUGUAUCUAUCUACUCAUAUUAGAAUCAAACAAUAAGUUUCGCUUAAUCUACUGCAGAUCCAUAGGAUGACUUCCCCGUAUGGGCAAUUAUUGUAAUUGUUGUAGUAGUUGUUAUCAUAAUAAUUGCAGUUAUUGGUAUUUACUUAUUUAAGAAAUUUAAAAGUAGAAGAAAUCAUGGAUGUAUUCAUUAGCCUUUUGCUAGUACCACUUCAGCAUAUUGA